AUUCCAGGUGCUCAAAAGGAGCAAAUCAGCAGUGGAUGGGAAUUAUUCAGCAUUCUACGCCAACAAAACCUAAUCGGCUGCGAACCGGAAAAGAUCCGUCACUUGCUCGAGAUUGUCCAAGAAUUGUGGCCGAAAAGGAAAGAUCUAGUCCACAAAAUCAAGCAGUAUAUUCAAACACAUUAUGAGAGUGCAAAGGCAAUUUUGAAAGAUUUCGAAUCAAGUUCCGAUAGCCAUCGACCACUGCAAUUUCCGCCAUAUGGAACUCUGAGCAGACCGACCACUCCAGUGGAACAAGAAGACUGCUGUCGCUUGCAUUGUUGCGGCUGCAAUUGCAAUUACAAUCCAUCCUGUGAUCCAUGUCUCUGCUGUGGGAUUCUAGCGGUAUUAUUCUCCAUUCUGACCCUUUUCUGUAUACUGGCUUGGUACGUUGAAGUUCCUGAGGUUACGAAAUAUUUGAACGAAAACGAGGAUUUAAGAAACAGCGGUCCCUAUGUUAUUGCUUGUUUUGGACUGUUAGCUGUUUGUAGCUUUGGAAGUAUACUGUACAUCAAGCGAAUUUGCAGUUCAAGGAAUGGAAAUACCUACUCAGUGCUCCCACAUAACUGCUACCAGGAGACAACGAGUGCUCGAGCCACUUAUGCUUCAUCGGAGUGUGAAUCCGCAACUUCGGCACGACGGAUUGAUUUUACUAGACGAUGUUCCUGCAGUUCCGGCCAUUUGACACAGUAUACAGUGUCCAGUUCUCUAGCUUCCAGAACCUCAGCCCGCCUUCCACAGAUUGCAAACCAAGCUGAUACAGCUGCAGAUGGUCAACCGCAGCCAGACCAUAUGUUUUUCAGUCAAGAUGUAGCUCUUGAAGAAGGCGAGUCGGAAGAGAUGUAA
Molecule: messenger RNA, 882 nt
Organism: Pocillopora meandrina
Lineage: Eukaryota; Metazoa; Cnidaria; Anthozoa; Scleractinia; Pocilloporidae
Source: the annotation of a GenBank genome assembly